AUGACUCCGCAAGACAGCUUCAUUGAUGAUGAGGAGGACUCUUGUCCCCUCUGCAUAGAAGAACUUGAUAUUCAGGACAAGAACUUUUACCCUUGUCCUUGUGGCUAUCAGGUCUGCCAAUUCUGCUACAACAACAUCAAGCACAACUUGAACGGCCUCUGUCCAGCUUGUCGACGACCAUAUGACGACAGCUCGGUAAAGUUCGAGGCCGUCACUCAAGAACAGAUCGCCGAGUUCAAGGCCAAUUUGCAAAAGACCCAAAAGAAACGCGCUGCGGAGCAACGUCAAAAAGAGGCUCAGAAACGAGAAAUCACUGACCGAACCAGCCGCAAGAACCUAGUCGGUGUCCGCGUGGUGCAGAAGAACCUUGUUUAUGUGACAGGCUUGACGCCCACGGUUCCCGAAGACGAGCUUCUGAAGACUUUGCGCAAGCAAGAAUUCUUUGGUCAAUACGGCAACAUCCAGAAAAUAUCGAUUAGCAAUCGAAAAGCACCGGAUGGUCAGCCUCAAUCACUCGGCAUUUACGUUACCUUUGAGAAGAAGGAGGAUGCUGCUCGUUGUAUUGCUGCUGUCAACGGUUCGCACAAUGGUGACCGUAUCUUGAGGGCGCAGCUUGGUACUACCAAGUAUUGCUCGGCAUGGCUUCGAAACGAACAGUGCGGCAAUCGACAGUGCAUGUUCUUGCACGAGCUCGGUGACGAGGAGGACAGUUAUACCCGACAGGAUCUCUCCUCGUUGAACAGCAUACAUACGCAACGCCCACUGUCGAAUGCUCCCGGUUCCUCCCGGUCUGCUUCUCGCCAGCAAGGCGGUGGCUCGCAGCCACCGCCUCUGGUCGCCCAACCCAUGAUCCGCACCUCUAGCAAAGAAGGUUCCGAGCUUGGCGACGGUCCUAUACUGCCGGCAUCAGCUAACUGGGCUCGCACCACACAGCAGCGAAGUCGACGUGGAAGUCAUGCCACCAGUGGCGCAGCCUCUAGUCCAGCCAUAUCGAGUUCCCUGCCAGUCACGUCCGAGUCGGCGCAAGAGGCCGUUGAGUCCACACCACCUCCAGAGGAGUCUCGCUCCACUCCGGCUCCGUCCAACCGGAAGGCAGAAAAGCAGCCUGCCUCACGUGUUCUCAAAGAGGUCGCCAACGUGAAGCCACCCGUGAAGGAUCCAUAUUCACUCGCUGACUUUGACGAUCUUAUGAAGAGAUUUGUUGCGCUUCCCGACUUUACAGCAUCGGAAGAACAUGAUGACUCUUUCCCACCACUAUUUGAUUCGUACGGUGGCUACAAGAGACGAGCAAUGCGCGAGGAAGAGGAAGAAAAGGAGAACCGUGUCGCGGACCCAGAAGAGCAGCCGGAUAAGCUCUCUGAAGGCGAGCCGGAGAGUGGCAGUCACGCAUUGGGCGGAGAGCCCGAGGACAGAGACCAGGAGAGUUUUGACCAGAGGCGCAAUCCUGCACCUAUUCAGCGAUCUGGCACGGAUGCAUUGUUUGGACCCAGUCUAGCAUCUACUUACGCCCAUGGUCUCGGUAAUGCCGGCUCUGUGGGAAGUCGUUCAAUGACUCCUCAACAGUUUGGCCGACCUCAAGGUUCUUUUACUGAACAAGUGCCGCCCGGUUUGACGGCUCCCCAGUCUGCACUCUUCCAGGGUCCAGGUCAUGCACGGCAAACAUCUCGAUACAGCUUCGCCAACGAGAACGCAUCAGGUGCAACAAAGGUCAACCUGGCCGGAAACCCGAGGCUCAUGGCUCAACAGACUUCUAUGAUGCCGACUUCAUUUCAGACCCAGCCUGGCGGGCAGUUUUUUGCAUCUUCGAUGUCUGGGCCGCCGCCUGGUCUGAAGUCAACUGGCACCCCACCAGGAAUCGGCAUGUUUGGCCAAGGACAAGGCUUUGGUUCAGGCUUCAGCGCGCCUGCUAAGGACAAUGCAUCUGAAUUACUUCGAACCAUGUUUUCUAGAGGAACAGGCAGCAGCCAUGCCCAAGAUACGGGUAAGCGUGAGUACUUUUCCUCUUUUCAAAAUCAAUACCCAAGCUCCUCUACCUCCUCAACCCCUGCUCCCGCUUCCGGACCCAAUGUUCUGGCAUCGCUCUAUGCUUCCCAGCCUGGAGCCUUUCAGGAGUUUGGACCAAAGCAAAAGAAGAAGGGGAAGAAGCACAGGCACGCUAACACUUCCUCCUCUGGGGGAGGUGCUCUAGUAGAUCUUGCAGACCCGAGUAUCUUGCAAGCUCGCAUGCAGCCACACCAGCAACAAAGCAGCAGCGCCGGAGUUGGACAGGGGCUGUUUGGAGGUCAGAGUCAAGGUGGGUACAACCCGAGUAUGAUGUAUGGUGCCGGUGCCGGUGCCGGUUAUGGCAGAUGGUGA
Pestalotiopsis fici W106-1 is the source of this 2355-nucleotide messenger RNA. RefSeq lists its product as uncharacterized. Gene Ontology annotation, biological process: protein ubiquitination. The coding region runs from base 1 to 2355 and encodes 784 amino acids. NCBI's taxonomy places the organism in Eukaryota, Fungi, Ascomycota, Sordariomycetes, Amphisphaeriales, Sporocadaceae. The record is from RefSeq and is a predicted model, not a curated record. Gene Ontology annotation, cellular component: CCR4-NOT complex. The transcript is spliced from 4 exons. Gene Ontology annotation, molecular function: ubiquitin-protein transferase activity; RNA binding.